AUGGAGAAUCCCGCUCAAAGAGCUCACAUUUACUUCAAGGCUAAACCACUCGUUGAUCAAUACACUAAAAAUCCAAAAGAUUUUGAAGCUUUCGUUCGUGUUUAUGAGCAAAUGAUUCGAGAUGAAAUGGAGAAGGCACGUUUGAUGGCAGACCCUGCAAGUGCAGAGGGUCAACGGUUAAUUCAAGAACAGAUACAACAAGAGAAUAUCAAUUACUCGUAUGCACAGGCUCUCGAGCACACUCCAGAGGCAUAUUUCCCAGUUCAUAUGUUGUACAUAAAAAUGGAAAUUAACGGUCACCCGGUGAAGGCUUUCGUUGAUUCUGGAGCACAGGUGUCAAUUAUGUCGGAAGCAUGUGCUCAGCGGUGUCAAUUGUCCCAUCUCAUUGACAAAAGGUUCACAGGCACGGCGAGAGGAGUGGGAGGAACCCAGAAAUUUGUUGGAAAAAUUCACUCUUGCCAGGUAAAAGUGCAGGACCACUAUUUUCCUUGCAAUUUUGACGUGAUGGCCGAUCGUGAAAUGGAUCUUUUGUUGGGUCUGAACAUCCUGAAGCGACAUCAGUGUAAUUUGAACCUCAAAACUAAUAUGCUUGAGAUGGGUGACGGAACCAUGACACCUUUCCUCUCUGAGGCAGAGAUCAAUACGCAUUUGGAAGACUUGGCCUCAACAAACCCCACCGAUUUUGCGGUGGAUGAUGAUCUGCUAGCACAAGCGAUGAACUUGGGAUUUUCAGAAGCCGACUCCAGAGCCGCACUGCAAUUGACAAGGAACGACCUUGAAGCGGCAUUGCAACAGCUCUUCUCCAAGGCAGACGAACGAGCACAAGCCAUGGAGCACUGA
This is a messenger RNA of Cooperia oncophora, 840 nucleotides long. The record is from the annotation of a GenBank genome assembly. NCBI's taxonomy places the organism in Eukaryota, Metazoa, Nematoda, Chromadorea, Rhabditida, Trichostrongylidae.